GGGCUUCGUCAAGUUUUGUAGGUAUUUUGGCUACACGAAAAUACACAGCGCCUUCAUCCUUCUCGGUUUCGUGUCGAAAAACGGAAUAUCUCGUUAUUUCCAGUCGAAAAUCGAACUCAGACACACCGAAAAUUCCUAAAAAUAAAGUGAAAAGUGAUCAGUUAAUAAUUAACGAAAUUAGUUUCGAAAACAUACGAAAAAAGCAGGCCAAAAACGAACAUUUUUUCGGUGGGCCGCGAAAGGCGUUGCCAAAUCAAAGGCCACAGGAUAAAACAACAGAUCCGUAACAAAAUUUCAAAUUAUAUCCUAAUCGCAGGCACUAAAGCAAGAGGAAAAUCCCUAACUACAAAAGAUAAAAUCAACUAAGCUAUACAAAAGUUAAUCAUACGCACCGUUAAUAAGCACCAAGUGAAAAACUGACUACAGGAAAACGCAGAGCAAAAAUAAAGGACAAACAAAGGAGUAAAACUCUCUAGAGAAGCAGAAGAAAACAGCAGUAUCAGCAAAGAACAUUCUGCUGCAUAAAUAAUACACUCGACAUACGUAUACGCCAUAUAGGCCAGGACAUACCAGCAGGAUAUAUCACACACACACACGCACGCACUCACACAUACGGACGGGCAGGACGUGCUCCUGUUCUAUUAUUUAACUGCUUUCAACGUCAGCACCACGUUCAACCCGACGAAAGUCGAUUGAAAGCCGCCUUCAACGGCCACAGCAUCCCUCUCUCUCUCUCUCUCUCAGCAAACACAAAAAACAAAAAGGAAAACGAGAGAGCGAGUCCUUUGCUUGCGCCAGUGUGUGUGUGCGCGCGUGUGUUCGCGACAGCAGGAGCGACGUCAACGUCAAUCCGCUCAAUAUUUAUACAUUGAACCGAGUCUCCAGGCCCACGAGUUUUGCGGCCCUCACAACGCAGACGCUCCUGGUCCUCCGCUGGGGCCCAAAAUAAAUAACAUCUGACAGCUGCCCAGAGUCCUGAAUUCGGAGUCCUGAAAGAGCACUCAGCGGUUAGGGGCUAACAAAAGAAGCAUAGCCAAAGCGUGUGGCGAUACAAUUUCCCUGGGAAAACAUCAACCAAACUGAACGCGAUCCUAAAACGAAAACAAAACAAUGGGCGCCAAGGAAAGUGUCGAGGCAGCCGCCAAAAUGAACGCCGAUGGUUGGGGCCAUGUGGAGCGAUCGAGUCGCUACCACAACCAUCGGCACAACCAGCGGUCACAGUCGCUGAAUCGCGGACAGGCGCUCUCGCAGGCGGACGUGAGCGGCAUGUGGUGACAUCGGGGUGCCUCUGGUAAAGGAUCUGCGGCAAGCUGCGCCAACUGCGCCAUGGGUAACAAACUGAGCUGCUCCUGUGCCCCGCUGAUGCGCAAGGCCUAUCGCUAUGAGGAUUCGCCCUGGCAAAGUUCCCGUCGUCGCGAUGGCCAUCUAUUGAGUUCGUUCAGGUUGUGGGCAGAGGUCUUCCAUGUAUCAGCGAGCGGAGCCGGCACCGUCAAAUGGCAACAAGUGUCCGAGGAUUUGGUUCCUGUUAACAUCACCUGCAUUCAGGACUCGCCCGAGUGCAUCUUUCACAUCACCGCGUACAACAGUCAGGUGGACAAGAUACUCGACGUGAGACUUGUGCAGCCAGGCACACGCAUUGGCCAGGCAUCGGAGUGUUUCGUUUACUGGAAGGAUCCCAUGACCAACGACACCUGGGGCCUCAACUUCACCUCGCCCAUCGAUGCCAAGCAAUUCCGCGAGUGCUGUAAAAACGCAAAACGCUUUAAAACAAUCGCACGUAUCCUCUACUACAAUACCGUUACCUAUCCCCUACAAUCCGUUUCCGACGAGCCCUAAUCCGAUCCCCCCAUCCCGAGAAUCCUGAUCCAUCCUCCCCCAAUCCAAGAUCCCAUGCAAGUGGGCGGUUUACGAAUCGAAGCAAUUUUCAAAAAUCCAAAUCAGCUUCACUCCAGUGAGAGUUAGAUUUGAUAGUUAGGAUCAGCAAUAGUUGAAGAUAUAGCGCAUAUAUAUAUAUAUUCUUGGAGCAUCAUUUAUCGCCUCGAAGGCGGCUUCCAUGGAGGUUUCUGAAACCAAAUCGAAUCCAUACGAAUCGAAAAUAGUUAUAUUCAAGCAAACGCACAUGCUUACAAUAAAUUGUUCAAGUUAACCCCAAUCAAAGUUGUAUAAUCAAAAGAAAUGUUAACGUUAGGCUAAGUAAAUGUUCAGCUUAAGACAAGCUAUAUCGCUUAACAUAACUAUCAAGUUAUUAGUUACCAAACUGCGCUAAGCGCCCAAAAGGGAUUGAGAGAAGAUACCCAAUGGCAAAACUGCUCUAAACUUCAAGAACCAAUCAAAAGCUCGUUUGUGUCCCGCACACUCUACUACUACUACUUCCAUAAACUGCUUUCACUAUCUAGAUAUACUGUUGUACGCAAGUAGAUCAAGGCUUUUAGCAUCCAAAGUCAAGCUUCAAACUCUUCUAUCUGCACCCUCUACUAUUGCUACUCGUAGAAGUAGUUCUCUAAGAUAUUUCAGAACACUAUCCUUUCGUUACUAAGCAAACAACACAGACACGCCUACUUCGCCGAGUUCUGGACUCGUGCCACAGAUCUCCAAGGAGAAUUAACCCCAGGUGAUAUAUAUACAUACUGGGUGUUAAGCGAAUAGUUAGACAGUGAGAGAGAGGAGACAGAGAUUAGAUUGAGAGUGAGGAGAAACCGCACACACAGAACCUUGUAAUCCCAAUCAACUAACCUAAUGAUAGUGCGACGUUUUACAGUCGCCUUCUUUCAAAUUUUCACGAAAGGCCUCGUCGUCGUACUCGCUGAAAUUGGAUCCCCCCGGCAAGGGCAAGGUGAAGGCCAAGCGAAAGCCGCUCAGCACUCCGGCGUCGCCGUCGCGCGUCCGCCAGGAGCCCCAGUGCACCUGCAUGUCCGCCGAGCAGUAUGCGCGCCUGCGAACCGAUCCCCGUGUUAGAGGUUCAUCCACUUUGCCGCGUAACGUUGGUUCGCACCGAAUCACCGACGUCGACGGCCAGCAGCAGGUUGGCUCCGGAAAAGUGGUCAGUGCGGUGAGCAGCACCUCGCUGUACGACAACGUGGCCAGCGGUGGUCCCGGUACCAACCAGGGAGCAGAUACCCUGCCGCGUCAGAUGAAGGGCGGUCAGCAGGAUAGACAGGAUGUGGCCAAUAGUGGAGUCAAUACCAACACUCCUGGCGUAAUUGUCACCGGCGUUGGCAACGUCGGCUCCGAUAUGUGCGGCCAAAAUCACGUGGGCUCACAGGUGGGCAACGAUGACCCGGCCGCGUGCCAAAUGGACAUGGAUCUCUCGAAGAGCGAGGGCACACAGGCCGGCGGCGGACUGCAUCAGAGCGUGGGCACAUGCACCUCCUCCUCCAAGGGCACCGGCACCCGCAACAAGGACUUUGGCGAUGAUAUGACACGCGACGCGCACUCGCACGACAUGCACCAGCAUAAUGUAAUCAACAACAACACCCGGCGGAAGACCAAGAGCACCGAGGACAUGAACGUGGACACCAGCACGCUGAAGCGCAUGCUGAAACCGAUGCCCAGCACCGAGUCGCCGGUGACCUCGCCGGAGAUGGGGCGUCGUCGCUAUAACUACUACAACGCGAAUGCGGCCCAGACAUUGGGCCACCCGCCGCACAUGCACCAGCAUGGAAUGGCGAUGGGAAUGGGCGGUGGCGGAGGCGGCGGCCACCACAUCAUGAACAACAACACGAUGGGCCGUGCCAGCAGUCAGUCGUCGCGAUUCUCCGGCUCGAGAUCCUCGCAUGAAAUCGGACGCGGCUAUCCGCCACGUAAUCUGUACUUGGAACUGGAGCGGGAACGUAGCUGCAUCGAGGGUUCGCCGCCCUCGGACAAUGUUAUGUUCGACAACCAGUGCUAUGCGACCACGCCGAGCUCCAGCAAUGGCAACUCGGAUCAGGAUCAAUCCUACGGACAGCAGCAAUCAUCGGGUCAGCAUCCCCAGCAGCAGCAGGGACCGCCGCAGCGAUCCUCGCGACAUCAGCACCAUCAUCAGCAGGCUCCCAAUGUGACACCCACUCCGGGCUCACCCACUUCGCGGCUGCUACUCGAGUACGAGAUGCAUCUGAGGAACACUCUGGCCAAGGGCAUGGAUGCCGAAUCCUACAGUCUGCACACUUUCGAAGCCCUGCUCUCGCAGAGCAUGGAGAAUUUGGCCAAUGCGAAAUCUUCCACGCUGCCAUUGCCGCCACAUCGACCAUUGUCUACCAUUCGCGAUAAGGAGAGGGAUCGCGAUCGUGAUGGUUACUACAGUGAUCGCAAUGAGUUGAUCAGGGAGCGGGAACGCGAACGCGAUCGUGGCUAUCUAUCGGAUCACAAUUCCAGUUUCUCCAACUCGCGAUGCGCCUCUUGCAUUGGCGAAUCGGCUCGUGCCCAGUGGUUCCGUCACUCGGAUGGCUGGCGUUCCGGAAGUUCCACUAUUGGAUCCGGAUCGGGUCAUGGCAUGAUGACCCAGCAGAUUCCUGGCUCCGGUCACAAACGUUCGCCCUGGGAUUCGCUGCCUUCAUUGCGACAGGAUAGCAGUCUCAACGAUUCGGGUUACAAGAGUGCUCGUGCCGAUUCCCUAGAACAACGUGCCGAGUUUAUACGUCAGGAUAGUUUGCGAUCAGAGUAUUUGAGCGAUCGCGAGUCACGCUACGGAAUUGUUCAACAGGCUUCCAUUGAGAGCACCGAUUCAAGGAUGUGCUAUCUAACAUCAUCAGAGAUUUCGGACGAUGAUCGAAUGAGCCUAACUACCGCCGUUUCGGAUGAAGAUGAUGGGGAAAGUGUCAUGGCGUCACCAUAUAAAGCAAAGGCAACUGGCACCGCUGCAUCCUCCUUCAAUUGCACGGGAGCUGUUCGCAAAGCCGGCUUCCUAUCGGUAAAGAAAUGGUUACUACGCAAGAAGCACCAGAUCGAGCUGGCAAGAAAGCGGGGCUGGAAGGGCUACUGGGUGUGCCUGAAGGGCACCACGCUGCUCUUCUAUCCGUGCGAUUCCCGGGAGGGCCGGAGUGUGGAGGCGGCGCCCAAGCACUUGAUUAUCGUGGAUGGUGCAAUUAUGCAACCGAUACCGGAGCAUCCCAAGCGCGACUACAUCUUCUGUCUGAGUACGGCGUUCGGCGAUGCCUAUCUCUUCCAGGCGCCCUGUCAGGUUGAGCUGGAGAACUGGGUGAAUAGCAUACACAGCGCCUGUGCCGCCGCCUUUGCCAGGCAUCGCGGAAAAACUGGAACGCUACACCUGCUCCAGGAGGAGAUCUUCCGGCUGGAGAAGGCCAUUGAGUCGGAUCACAAGCUGAAGCACAUGGCCGAACUGCAGCAAUCAGUUGUCACCGAUCAGGAGACGCGUCAUCAGAUCCAGACGCAGAUACUGCAGUGGGAGGAGAAUCUGGAGCGGCUCCACUGCGAGCAGUUCCGGCUGCGCUGCUACAUGGCCUCGCUGCAAAGUGGCGAGCUGCCCAAUCCGAAGUCGCUGCUGACACACGUUUCGCGGCCCACGAAGAACACGCUGAACAAGCUGGGCGUGUUCACGGUCUCCUCCUUCCACGCCUUCAUCUGCGCCCGCUCGCCCUCGCUGCUCAACAACCUGCUCGCCGGACGCGGGGCCACCAAGCGGCGACCGCCGAUGCUGUCGCGGUCCAACAGCGGUUCCAGCCGUCGCUCCAUGCAGAUGAAUUCACGUGACGAACCGGAAAAAACUUUCAAAGUUGCAAUGCCCGACAAUGCUUACUCGACAGUUUAUCUACGUGAUGCCAUGUCUGUGGAGGAAUUCCUCGCCAGCGCCUGCGCCCGUCGCAACCUCAAUCCCAUGGAGCACUUUGUGCGCGUCAAGAAGCGACGUGACAUGGAGGAUCACAAUUACUUUGUGCCGCAUCGCAACGAUCUGAUUGAAAAUUAUCUACAUAAUCACGAGUUCGUGGAGGUCUGCAUGAAGAUCCUGUACCAGGUGGAGCUGCAGCGCACGACUCUGGAGCAGAUGUGGGGCUUCUCCGUGGAGGCUGAGCUGAUCGAGAAUGCGGAACGGCAGGACGAACUGUGCUGCUACGUGAGUCGCGUGGAGGACAAGAGUGUGGCCAUGCACAAUGGCAUUAUCAAAGGAGACGAAAUAAUGGUCAUCAAUGGCGCAAUUGUGUCCGAUCUAGAUAUGAUGUACUUGGAGAGCGUCCUGCAGGAGGAACAAUCGCUCAGCAUGAUGAUGCGGUCCUCGCGCACGGAGCCACCAGAUCUAGUGGGGAUCAUGAGGGUUACGGACGAUAUGAUUGACUCGCUGGUUUGUCCGCCGCCGCCCACAGAUCCGCCGGUGAUGAGCGAGGAGAUGAUAACUGGACUGAUUGUUCCGGCCCCCGGUUGGAAUGGCACUAGCAAGGAUUUGUACUCGCCGGAGGCUGAAAGCUCGCCGGCCACCUCCUUUGUGGAUCCUGCCGCAAUGGCCGCCCAGCUGGCGGUGGGCGGCGUGGGAGGCGUGGUCGUGGGCGGACUGGGCGUGGCCAAGCCAACGUCGCGUACGAGCAGCUUUGAGAUUGAGAAUCUGCUAAAGACCGCGGAGCAAGUUACCGGAUUUUGUCGUUCACCCCAGGAAACGCGGAAAUCGAGCCCAACCGGCUCGGUCACCUCAUCGGUGUCGACCACGGCAUUAACACCAUCACGGCAGCUGACCGAUGCGGAGAAGCUGCGCAAAGUCGUCAUGGAGCUGGUGGACACGGAACGCACCUAUGUGAAGCACCUAAACAACCUGCUGGAGCACUAUCUGGAGCCAAUGAAACGCGAGACAUUCCUGUCCAAUGCCGAGAUCAACGCUCUGUUCGGCAACAUACACGAGAUCGUCACAUUCCAGCGCCAAUUCCUGCAGAAUCUGGAGGAGUCCUUGGACCUGGAGCCGGAUUUCAACAAGUUCGAGCACUGCGGCCAGUUCAGAAAUGUGCUCUUUGCGAUUGGCUCGGCCUUCCUGUACUACGUCAAUCACUUCAAGCUCUACUCCUCGUUCUGUGCCAGUCACAGCAAGGCGCAGAAAGUCCUGCAUCCGAACGAGGGCAAUCACGCCCUGCAGGAGUUCCUCGCAGCCAGGAAUCCCAAGCAGCAGCAUAGCAGCACCCUGGAAUCGUAUCUGAUCAAGCCCAUUCAGCGCAUCCUCAAGUAUCCACUGCUCCUGCAGCAGAUGCGCAACCUCACAGACACCCGGGCCGAUGAGCAUGUGCAUCUUUGUGAGGCACUCAAGGGCAUGGAAAAGGUCGCCGAGCACAUCAACGAGAUGCAACGCAUCCACGAGGAGUACGGUGCCAUAUUCGAUCACCUGUUCCGGCAGCACCAGAAGUCUUGCAAACAACCCAUUGAUCUAAGUCCAGGGGAUCUGCUCUACUAUGGCGGAGUGGAAUGGCUCAACAUCUCGGACUUUCUGGGCAAGAUCAAGAAGGGACUGGAACUGCAUGCCAUGUGCUUUGUGUUUAAGUCGGCAGUGGUGUUCCUGUGCAAGGAGCGACUGCGUCAAAAGAAGAAGUUGAUGGGCGUUUCCAGCAAGAAUGCCACCAAUGAGGUCGAGAUCAUUCGCUACCAGGUGCUCAUACCCGUGACCGAGGUGCAAGUCCGCGCCAGUUCGGCCAAGGACAUGGACUCCCACUUCCUGUGGGAGCUCAUCCAUCUGCGUUCCCAAUUGCAACGCCGCUCCGAGAAGGUCUAUGUGCUGUCCAACAGCACUGCCGACUUCCGCAACGCCUUCCUGAAGACCAUUCGCCAGAUUAUCCGCGAAAGCGUCCGGAACAUGUCAAUUCCGAUGAAGAACUUUGGCGGCAGCUCCGGCUCCGUCUCCGGCCAUUCCUCGCAGGGCAUGGGCAGCAUGGGCUAUCCGGGCAACUCUCAGACGCUUGAACGUCCCAAGCAGCAGAUCACCAUCGUUCAUGGCUCGCACACUCUGGGCAAACCGAAGAAGAAGUCCGGCUCGCAGCGCCACUCGGCUGGCAACAUUGACUACGACAAUUUGUCGGGCAGCCAGGAGGCGGACGACCUGCCACCCAGUGUGGGCGUGGUCCACUACGCCUCCGGCCACACCCACGGCCAGCAGAUGCAGCCAGCUGGAUUCCGCGGUCGCAGCAAGACGGUGGGCGAUGUUACAGAAAUCACCUGCUCUUCCCCAGAACCUCAUCAGCAGCAGCAGCAGCAGCAACAGCAACAGCAACAGCUGAUGCAGCAGGGACACGCCCAUGCCCACCCACAUCCCCAUCCGCAUCCAAGGGAGCCACCGCCGCCUCCGAUCAGGCAGCCACAUCUGCACCAUCACAGCUCGGACAUCGAAAGGAUCGAUCCUGGAACGAAAUCGGAGGGCGAGGAGGACUCGCAGCAGGGCACAAUCAGGCCCAAGGCCACACUGGGUCGAACGCCCAAUCACCUGACGUUGAGCACCACAUCGACGCUCUCGGUGGGCAGCACCGGCAGCCAGGCGCGCCUCAUUCAAUCGUCGCAUCCACCGGCCAGUUACCAGCCGGUGCUGAUGAAGGACCUAGGUAAGCCCAGCCCGGAUGAAUCGGAGCUCGAGUCGGAGUCGGAGGUGCAUGCCGCCCAGGUGGCGGCCUCCUUUAACUUAAGUCUAGGUAGUAGUGGUAGCUUAUUCGCCUCUGAUGCCAGAGAUAAUCAGACACAGUCCCGCACCCAAUCCCAAAUCCACUCCCUGCAUCCCUCACCUCGUCAGUCGCCGCGUCAAUCGCCGCGACAGUCGCCCAAGCAGGAUAUCGAGGUGAUUGAGAUCUUCGAGAGCGAGGCGGAACGACUGGCCGCCUCCCAGCAGGUGGCCGUCGUCCACCAGCAUCCGUCGGACCAGGCCAGGGAAUCUGGGCAUAAACAGCGACGUGACCGUGACCGUAACCCAACUGAGACGGACGCCACAGCCCGGUUUAUGGACAAGCAUUUGAGUGACCUCGAGCAGGAGAACUUGACCGAUGGCACAUGUGACAUUGUGGCCUACAUGGAGAGCCUGCGCGAGAAGGCCUUCGAUCCGCAGGAUCUGGCCGAAGAUACUGGCGAUCACCAGCAGAAUGACUCUAGCCUCUCGCCGGAGCCACAGACCAUAGUGGAGAAUACACAACAGACAGUGGUGGUGGAUAUUGAGUCGCCCUCCCGGCCAGCCACUGAAUCAGAUAGCACUGGCAACACAACUGGGCCCUCGGAAAGAUCGGGCGAUGAAACGGAGGAGGAGGCCACUACCAGUUCGUUGGCCUCGCAUAUCGUGGUGAUUGACAAAAAGGUGGACAAGAUAUUCAAGGCCAAGUCACCAGAGCGUCCAGCUUCCACCAAAGUUAAAGGUGGUAGAAGGCAGAUAUAUAUAUCGCCAGAUCGGUGCAAGUCCCAGGGUAGCUCGCCUGUAAGGAUUAUCAAGAUUAAGUCACCUCGCACCAGUUUAAGUGACCAGGGCAAGCGAUUGAGUGUGUGCUCCUCCAGGGACAAUUCACAGGAUCGCCUGUCGGCCGGCCGACGGACACCGAGUCCUCGCCGCUCCUCCGAAGGCGGUGGCAUAUUGAAGCACACCACAGGACCGGAUCCUGGUAUCCUAAAGCCACCAUCCAGUCCAGCCAAGUCGAAGAGUCCAGAUCGGAGCUGUCUCAAAAAGGGCGGACCAUCGCAUGUUUGCAGCGUGGAGACUCUAUCGCCAAGGGUUUCACCCAGAGGCAGUAUGGAUCACCUGUCGCCCGAUCGCGGUAUGACCAGCAGUUCCUGUCUGCGCCACUCCCCUCGCAGCAGCUUCGAUAGCCACGGCGAGUCGGAUCACAACUUGGAUGUACCACAUGGCAGUCGUAAGAGGAGUAUGUCUGCCCACGGCAGCUUUGAGACGGGCACACGGCCUAGGGCCCAGGAAACCUAUCAGUAUUAUCCAGUGUAUGACAACCAGACCUGCAGUGAUCACUAUGUGGCUGCCGCACCAACUGGACGAUAUGGCGGUGGCACUAGUAGCAGGAGCAGGCUAAGCAAAUCCCUGGAGCGCUCCACUUCCAGGGAUAGCACCACCACCAGCAGCUCUUACGGACACAGGGCAUAUGGGGUUUCCCCUGACCGUAACUACGUGGUCUUCAGUUCUGGGCCACUGCGAUCGCAGUCCGCUGAGAAUACCUUCUCUUCGCAGCCCAUAUACGAUCCCUUGCCCCGUCAUCCACCACAACCACUGCAUCAGCCGCCGAUGCACCACCAACAGCAACAGCAGCAGCAGCAGCAACAGCAAUAUAUGAGCUAUGCCCCGGAGAUGGGAGGAUACACUGGCUGCCAGCAUGAUCCGCAGGGCGGCUACCAACUCAGCUCGUCGGCACCGGAGUACACUACAUGCAUCGACUGUCUGUACCAGAAGAGACCCUCCUAGCAUAAGUCCCGCGUGCGGCAGAGUCGCACGCGGAAGAAGACGCCACGUGGAAUGGUGGUGGUCAGUGCUCAGCCGACGGCCACCGGGGGAAUAGGAUUCGUGCCCGAGAUGGGCUCCUCCGAGGCACCCGGCGGUUGUGUAGACUGUCACGACUACUUCGAGAUCCAUGUGUAAGGGAACUCUUCGCCACUCAAGGACCUCCACUAAAAGACCUCCACUAUUUUGAAACCAAAGAUAACAGACGAACAACCCGAAAUGCCUCAAACAAACUAAUUUUAACCGAACUCAGCUCACAUAUACGUAAACUCACAAUGCAAACUAUAAACGAAAGUAAUCAAAAACCGAACACGAACUUCCAACACAAGGGAUUGAAAUCAAAAUAAAGACCUAGCCUACAGGCUAUAUACAAUCUAUUUACUAGAAAACCACGAGCAUAGGUAAUAGAAGAAAGGCACUCUUGAAACUAGAUGAAAAUAGCUCCAACGUCAACAUAACCAAUCGAAGUCCCCAUUCCUUGUACUUGUUGUGUAAGUGUUAGCCAUAAGUCACCGAACCUGAGCGUAGCUAGCUCUUUUAGCGCAGCAUAUGUAGUUUAUACCGAAAACUAAUCAAAGGUUAAAACGGUGGGUAACUAAUCCCGGUUGGCGAAAGGUUGCAUAAUGGGUGUGUGCCACCGUUUUGCAGUUAAUUAUUUAAGUUGCAGCCGAGUUGGGCGCGAACAUUUUGCCGUGAUUUACACAUUCGCCCACAUUCUCACUCACACACCCAACCAACCACCAACACACGCAUUAACGAACAAAAUGGCGGAAGUUCCGCUCGCCUCGGGUGGCAAGUAGAAAUAUUACGUAUACGCCGCGUUGCACACACAAUACUCAAGUGCCGUAAUUACGAGGGCAAACAACAGAAAAGAGCAGUAGUAGCUAGGGCUGAAGCAGCAGCAGCAGCAGCAGCAACUAAAAACUAAAGUUGAAAUUCAUACUCGCACUCAAGUAAACUAUGUACUAAGAGACAGGCAGACAAACAAAUGGCAAACUCAACUUGAAACACAUAUAGAUGGGGAAAUAAGACAGCCAAGAGCAGAAACAAAACGAAAAGACAGCGAGCACAGCUAAAAAGUUCGGCAAAAAGUUCGCCAGCUAACUAACUAUUAGCUAUGUGGGAUGGAAAGGCGGAAAGACGGGGUGGAAACUGUGUCACUUCCGUAAAUGAAAUCAAAAUUUUUUUAAUUACCCAUCUGGCGACAUGAAUCUGCUACUGAGCUGGGCUUUGGGUCGAAUCGAAGGCCAACAUUCCAGGGGUUAACAUUAAAUAUACCUAACAAGAGUUUACCUAUCGAUAUGGGGAUUAUUUACAUAAAGGACAAAAAGGACAACUAGCCGAAAACAAAAUCAAACAUUAGUUAGUUAGAAAAUUUUGCCAAUUUGCACGUGUUGUGCUAUAUCGGGCAUCGGUGUGUGUACCAAUAAUGUUGUGACAAAUAAUUUGCAUAUAUGCAUAUGGUUUUUAUAUGAUUUUUAUAGGUUUUUUAUAGAUAUAAACAAAUAUACAUGCAUAUACAAACUCGACGGGCAAAUCGAAUAAAGCAUUUUCCGCAUGGGUUUUCCACCAUUUCCGUUUCACAUUCCAAUUAAAUCAGCAUAUUUAAAGCAUACAAUAAAAUGGAUACAAAUCAAAAUGGGAAUGUAUUCAGAGAAUGAUAAUCGUAAGUCGUACCUCAAUGUUCAGUAAUGGGUAAUCAUAUUAUAUAUAUAUAUAUGUACACUUAGGUAGCUCUGGAAAUACGCGUAUAUAUAUACAUACAUAUAUAUAUCCUCCCUUUUCGAGGCGCUGGUCGGAAAAUCCUAUUCGAUUUUCCAAUCCAAGCCGCCAACACUCUCGACUAAAUAUAUAGAAAACGGUUAAGAUCAAACAAAUUUCAGGUUGUUGUAACGAGAAUUCAAAGCAGUAUAGAAAAAAACAAACGAAAUAAGAGCAUAGUCAGAAUAAAUAAGUUUAAGCUUCAAGAACAUUUACAGUUUACAGUUUACACUGGGCUUCACAGCAGCAAAAUCAAAACAAGAAAUGAUAACAAAUAUUCACAAAAAUCAAAAUAUACAUCGUAAAUGUGGCAUAUACAUACAUAUAUAUAUAUACAGCAGCAUAUACGGACAGCAUAAAUGUUAAACGAAACUAAAAACUGGAGCUCUCGAAAUCCAUAAAAAAUACGCGAAAAUAAAUGCAAACUAAAUAAAGAUAAGCGAGCAUUGAAGAGGAGCAGUAAAAAACUACUGUGUGCACAACCCAUACACACGGCCGCAAAACACACUGAAAUCCACUAAACAAAUAAUCGAAAAAUCAACACACUAAAUGCAAACUUCAAAAUCAAAUUCGUAAAAACCAAACUAAAGUACAUAACUAAUAAUGGGAACUCCGAACGUAACGCAACUAACUAACUAACUAACUAAAACUAAGCUAACUAAACCAAUCGAAACGCAAUUAACGAAAGUAAAGUAAAUACAUAAAGUACGCAAAAGUAAAUAAAUAUUAAAGGACAGCGACAGAUAGAGGACACCAAUGCAUAUAUGUGUGUAGUCUAUGCACCGAUUUCCUGGCCCAUCCAAAGAAAAUCCUCUCUCGAUUCAAGAAAACAUACCCUCGAUUAGUUAUGCAUUUAAGUUUGUUUAGUAGUUGCUUAGCAGGUAAGUGCGAUAUUAAUUUGUAAUUAGGCAAACGAACGAUGAGUACUUGAAUUGAAUUAGUAAUUAAACAAUUUAACGGGUGAUAUUUCAUUUUGUCUACACACAAUUAUCUCAAAGAUAACUAAAAUCCCAAAAACACAUGGAAAAUUGACUCGAAUAAUGUUGAACUCAGUUAGACAUACCAUACAUACACUUAGUCGUAACUCUUAAGUCGGAGAUGAAGUUGGAGAUAUAAGUAUUAGGCAUGUUAAGUUAAUAGGUAUUAUUACCCGCCCAUUCGAUGCAUUUGUGUGUAUCUCUUUAUAGCGUAUCUGUGUAUCUGUUGUGUCUGUUACAAACACUUGAUAUUAUUAGUUGGCAUCGCUUGAUUAAUAAAAAAAAAAACUCAACAAUCGAAAUUCGAAUCGAAAUCAAUGAACUUUGCAACUUUCCCCACUUCAAUUUGAACGUUUUGCAUUUUCUCUAUCAAUAUCACAAUUAAAUGACAGAGUGUGCCGAAGAUCUAAUGCCAAAUCUUGUACUGCUGAAUGCCAUGCCAACCGAAAGAGAGCAAUGCUAAUGCCAAGUCCAUUAUAAUCGAUCUAUAUAUAUACAUAUAUAUAUAUAUAUAUAUUUAUCUAACUAUAUAUGUCUUAUGGUUACACACACCAGCCCCACCAACUCAAUUCAACUCCUCACCACCCCCCCAACAAAUCCAGAAUCCAGUAUUCAGAAUUUAUUCGGCAUUUUUUCACACAUUGAAACGCAAUUAUUUUCCAGAAAUUUAAUUUUCUGUUUUCCGUACAACUUUUUCUAUGCCAAAGCUAAACAAAAUGAAAUUGAAUUGAAUUUUAUGAAACUCUCAUCUAUGCACAACUUUAUCCAUCAUUUUUGAAUCACGCUCUUGACUUUUGCAUCUGGAAAACUAAUUUCCAAAUUAGCAAGUGGGUUAACUGAAAUUCGAAACAAUUUCAAUUUCACCACUUACACUACCAUAAUUUUCUAAAUUAUAAACACCCCAUUUUCCAUCCGCAUAAAUAUGUACAUCAAAUUCUCGCUAUCAUUUUGCAAAUAAAAUUGGAGUCCUUUAAUGAAGACACACGCGUGAAACAGAAGAGGCAGAACGGAAAAUGUUGGCAUAAAAUGCAAAACUUUUGAUCGAAAAUUGGAAAAAUUGCAUAGUCUUAACUGAAGCUCUUUACAAAAAAAAAAUAAAAAAAUAAAAGCUAAACUAUCUGCAAACGAGAAAAUGAACCAAGCGAUGUCAACAUUUUAGCCAACACAACUCCCUCUCUAUUCAAUGAACCCCCAAUCGCAAAUAUUAGUUAUUAGUUGAAUUAGCUGUUAAUCACUCCCACUACCCAGCCCCCGUCCGCCAAAAACUAUAUCAAGUAGAGAAACCAGACGCUUGAAGUAGUGCUCAUUACAUUAUACAAUAAUUAGUUUUGCUUAUAUUUUUUAAACGACAAAUUUUGCUUGCAUGCUUUUUAACCAAAACGAAUACGAAUUGGCCACCAUUUACUUAUUCAAAUCUGUUCGACACAAUUGUAUAUAACCAAAUGGAGGUGCUACCCUCCGCCCACUUGCUCUUUCUAACUCUUUUGAUCUCUAAAUCUAUAUUUUCUAUCUGACAAAAAAAAAAAGAAGAAAAAAUAAAAACCAAAUCUACAAAUUAAGUUGUGCAAAACCGAAAAG
Molecule: messenger RNA, 14691 nt
Organism: Drosophila melanogaster (fruit fly)
Lineage: Eukaryota; Metazoa; Arthropoda; Insecta; Diptera; Drosophilidae
Gene: sif
Product: still life
Exons: 33
Coding region: 2909-10339 (2476 amino acids)
Biological process (GO): signal transduction; actin cytoskeleton organization; positive regulation of filopodium assembly
Cellular component (GO): synapse
Molecular function (GO): guanyl-nucleotide exchange factor activity
Source: RefSeq, marked reviewed